UUCCGGACAGAAAUCUCCGUUGCACCAGCUGGCGUUACACUGACUACACCAGCAUUGUAGUUCUUUGGCUUUUAGUUAGUUGAAUCGCUGGCGGGGUAGACAAAAUGGACGAAGAACCGGAGAGGGCCAAGCGCUGGGAAGGGGGCUAUGAGAGGACAUGGGAGGUGCUGAAGGAGGACGAAUCUGGCUCACUCAAAGCCACAGUGGAAGAGAUCCUGUUCCAGUCCAAAAGGAAAAGGUUUUCCACAGCACACCAUCGCCUCUCCCACUGACCAGGAUGCCAAGCCUUCAUUCAGCAUGGCUCAUCUGGACAGCAGCAGUGGUCCAGGUCUGUCUCUGGGAGGAUACUUUUGUCCGCAGUGCCAUGCCAAGUACACAGAGCUUCCCGUGGAGUGUAAAGUCUGUGGUUUGACUCUGGUGUUGGCCCCCCAUCUCGCCAGAUCCUUUCACCACCUCUUCCCCCUCCAAGCCUUUAUAGAGGGUCCUGUGGAGGAGCUUCAAGAAGACAGGUUCUGUCAAGCUUGUCAAGGGGAGCUGAAAGAUAAAAGUAUAUUCACCUGUCCAACAUGUCGUGGUGUGUUCUGUGUGGAGUGUGAUCUCUUCAUCCAUGACUCACUGCACUGCUGCCCCUGCUGUAUUCACAGUCAGAGCGCCCCCUGAAGCUGAGAGGCUAACUAAUAAGGGCUCAGUGCCAAAGCUCCUGUCUACUCUGAGAACUGCAUCUGAGCCACUGCACUGUUUUCCUGAAUAGCACACCGCUUUAUAUUUGCAUUGUUUAUACACAGUUUUCUACUAAAGUUCUGUUUGUAACACAGUUACAAUAAAACUGAUUUUUGUUUUUGUA
Molecule: messenger RNA, 844 nt
Organism: Morone saxatilis (striped sea-bass)
Lineage: Eukaryota; Metazoa; Chordata; Actinopteri; Moronidae
Gene: gtf2h2
Product: general transcription factor IIH, polypeptide 2
Biological process (GO): nucleotide-excision repair; DNA-templated transcription; regulation of transcription by RNA polymerase II
Cellular component (GO): transcription factor TFIIH holo complex; transcription factor TFIIH core complex
Molecular function (GO): zinc ion binding
Source: RefSeq, a predicted model, not a curated record